AUGCCAAACGGGUGGAUCAACUUCAAGUCAUUACAUUGCAAAUCAAAUGCUUUCGAUGAUGUCUACGAUUGUAACAACAAAUCUCUAAUGUCGAGUUACAGCUGUAGAAAGAGUUCACAUUGCGUCAAAGACGUGAUCGAUACCCGAUUCGGUAAGAAAAACACAAAAUCCGACCCGAGUUUAAGGCGUUUGAAGUCAUGCCGAACCGAAUCGGAGCUUAACCCGCCCUCCCGGACCCGACGGAGCAAAUCUGCCCGAACAUCCAACGCGCUGACCGAGCUGCCCGAUGGCCAUCCGUCGAGGAACGUAGUGGAGAUUAUAUUCCAGUCUAGCUGGAGCUCCGAUGAAUUUCCGGGUCGGAUCGAGAUGAUUUUCAAAGUUGAUAACGGGUCAAGGACUGUGACCCGAUUCGAGGAGUACAGAGAGGUCGUCAAGUCACGUGCGGGUGUAAACGGGGAUAUAGCCGGCACGUGCGAGGAAGACGUACGGUGCUUGGCCGACGGUAACGAGAUGAUGAGGUUUUAUCCACUCCCAAACGGUAUUAACGGCGGCGACUGGAUCUUCGCCGGCGAGAGAGGGCAGGCGUUAUGUACGUUUUCUGGUAGCGGUGAAGCGCAUGCGAGCAGCGGAAGUGGCGGAGGAAGGAGGGCGAUGCUGAUUUGUCGGGUCAUAGCGGGUCGGGUUGCUAAUAGAAUCGGGUUCGGGUCUGACUCAGUAGCGGGUCGUGACGGCGAGUUGUAUGUCUUUGAUACACGAGCGGUGUUGCCUUGUUUCCUAAUCAUUUUCAUAUUGUAA
Messenger RNA from Thlaspi arvense, 795 nucleotides. The record is from the annotation of a GenBank genome assembly. NCBI's taxonomy places the organism in Eukaryota, Viridiplantae, Streptophyta, Magnoliopsida, Brassicales, Brassicaceae.